AUGAGAGGACAGGCGGAAGAGGAGGUGCUUGAGCUGCGGCGAGCGCUCACGGACGCCGAGGAGCAGGUGUCGGAGCUGCUGCGCGAGCGGGAUGAGCUCAAGGGCGAGUUAACCGAGACCAGGUCCACGCUGCAGCAAGCCGCUGAAUUUGGCUCCCAGCUCGUUGCCCAGGCCAACCAGAGCAAUGCCGAGCUGGAGUCUGUUCGCGCAGAGCUCGAGGCCAAGGCGCUGGAGAUUGAGAGCUACCAAGCACAGAUGCAGAAGCUCACGACGAAGAACCAGGAGCUUGAAUCCGAGCUGGCGGUUGUGCUUGAGGAGAUCGAGCACAAUGAGCAGCUGUCAAAGGAUAUGACGACACGGACGGCGAAGCAGCAGCAGCGCGAGAAACAGCACCAUGCUGUUGUGUCGCGGCUUGAGGACCGGCUGGUGAUUGCGACGAGCGAGGUGGAGCGGGCAGAGCGACGGGCGCACGCGGCGGAGGAGGAGAGGGACGUGCUGACGGCCAAGAUGGAGACACACGCCGGCACCAUUGAGGAGCUGCAGAUGCAGGUGCGCUGCCUUGAGAGCGACUUGUCUGCGAUAAAGGAAGACCACAAGCACGAGCUGGAAGACGUGCUUGCAAGCAAGGAGGAGGCCGAGGAGAAGUUCAAAACGCUGCAGACGUCCAGCCAGCAAUUGCGCAAUACGCUGAUGGCGCGCUUUUCCGCCCAGCAGUCUAAACACGCGGAGGAGGUGUCGCAGCUUGAGGAGCUGGUGAGCGAUCUCAAGGAAGAGCUCCGGCACGUCCGAGAACAACUGGCAGACGGCGACGGCAACGGCUCUGGAGACGAGGGUGGGCUGUCGCUGGAAAUGGAGAUUGGGAAGCAGACGAUGAUGGAGGAAUUGCGAACGCAGCUGGCAAACACACAGCGCAGUGUUGAGGAGAAGGAUGCCGCUAUGGCCAAGGCCGCAGCCGCACACGCAGAGGAGGUGGAGGCGUUGUCCCAGCGGUUGCUUGCAAGCAAAGAGGCGGCGGCGGCGGCAGAGGAGAAACGCACCGCCGCUGGUGUUGAACUCGCCGCACUCAAGCAGGAGCUCAGCACGGUCACCAAAGAGCUUGCAUCGGCGCGCGCGUCCGAAAGCGAGCAGAAGAAGCGGGCGGGCGAUCUUGAGGAGACGACGUCGGAGCUCAAGGCCGACCUGCACCGCACCAAGCGUGCACUCGAAACAGCAAAGCAGGAGGCCGGGGAGAGCGGGCGAGCGGCGGCGUUGGCGGUGGAAGAGCUGGAGCGGAAAUUGGAGCGCGCAACAGCAGCGGCGGCAGCAGCCAGCAGCGAGGCCGAGAGGGAGAGGGACGCACGACGCGCACACGAGCAGGAGCAGCAGGAUGUCAUUGCACAGCUGCAGGCCGAGCGGUCGUCACUGCUGGAGAAGUCUGAGACGGCCGGUGGCGCCCGCCGCCGCCGCACGACAGCGCCAGGAGGAACUCGCCACCCAGCUCGCAUUCACACCGCCGACACACACACGCGACCCGCCGUGCUGGGCGCACUCAAGCUGGGCGCAUAUGCGUUACGCGACGCCGUGGACAUCAACGCACUGCUUCCAACGCUCCUACAACUCUUCCACGAGCACACGCACAACCGCGUUGCUGUUCGUCGCCGUGUCCUGCAGGUGUUUGCGUCCUGGCUCCCCGUCACGCUUUCCGACGAGAGCAAACUCGAACUCUACAGGGCGGAGGCGGCAAAUCUCUCCACGCAGCUGCAAGAUAUCACGCGGCGCAACGAGGAGCUUGCGUCGUCGCUCAAGAGCGCAAAGGAGACGUCGGACAAGCGCAAACAGGAGAUUUCGGCGCUGAAAUCCGAACGGGUCGAACUGACGGCCACCGUUGAUCGCAUGACGCUCGAGGCCACCAGGCUCCAACAAACCAUCGACACCGUCAAAGAUAAGGCCGCCGCUGACGCCAGCGCAUUGGAGGAGCUCAGGGCGACGCAUGCCGAGUUGGAAAAGCAUGUGGAGGAGAUGAAGAGCACGCACGCGCGCGCGCUGUCCAUGAUGAAAGAUGACCACGCACGAGAGAUCGAGACGGCGGUGCACGCAGCACGGGCGGAGGCGGCGGCACAGCGCGAGCAGCUGGAGCAGUUGCAUGCGAGCAAGCUCGCCGAACUGCAGCAGGCCGCAGACACCAGCAAGACGGCAACAGCACAACAACUGGCAUCGCUUCAACAGCAGAAGGACGAGAGUGACGCGCGUGCAAAGGAGCUGAACAAUCGCAUUGCUGAGUUGGAGAAAGACCUGGCAGCAGCGACAACACGUGCGGAGGAGGCCACAGCAAGCACAGCUAUGGCACGGGAGGAGAUUGCGUCAUUGCAGGCGGAGCUGACGCAACUCAAGGAGAAGGCGGGCCGUGACGCCGCCACGCUCGACGCCGCACGUGCACAACACGAUGAGGCAGCACGCGACCUGCAGCAACGGGUGGAGGAGUUGUCCACACAAGCGGACACACUCACACGCGAGCGAGACGACGCAGCGCAACAGCUGGCAGAUGCGCGCACCGCCCUCCAGACCACGGAGAAGAAGGUGGACGAGCUGCAAUCGGACAUCGCUUCCGCCAGCACGCGCGCACGUGCCGCGGAGGAGGAAAGCAAGCGCUUGUCUGACGCUCUUGCUGAGCUGAAGGCGGAGCUGAAAGACGCACACGCCCACAUGCACGAGGUCAAGGAGCAAAGCCAGGACGAGCUGUCGCGCGUGCGUGCAAGCAUGGAGGAGAAGCUGGCACGCGCAGAGGAGGCCGCAACCAGUGCCGCCAACACACACGCCAGCGACAAGGAGGCGUGGUCGCAGCAGCGUGCGGCGCUUGAAACGCGUUUGGCCGACGUGGAGGAGCGCGCACACCGCGCGGAGGACAGCCUGUCCGCCACACGUGCAGAGGCGGAGCGCUCAAAGGCGACAGUCGCCUCCCUGCAACAGCAGCUCUCGUCGCUGAGCAGCGGGAAAGAGGCGGCGGUGCAGCAGGCCGGACAGCAGGUGACACAGCUGCAGGAACAGCUGUCCGCGGCCCACAGCGCACAUGCGCAGCGCGAACAGGAGCUGCUGGCAGAGAUGAGGGCGGUUUCAGGCGAGCGCACACAACUGCAGCGAGAACUGGAGGAGAGGACAAGGCAGGCGGACGAAGCCGCCGCCGCUGCACACACACGCGCGCGGGAGCUUGAGACAGAUGUUGAGCGCGCACGUGGCGAGGUGGCGGCAGCACGGGAGGCGCUGGAGACAGCGCGGGCGCAAUCGGAAGAGCGUGCUCGCGCCAUGCGCAAGACGGAGGAGAAGCUGAGGUUGGAGCUGGCGGCUGUCAAGGAGGACCUCAAGGGGCGCGACGAGGCAAACACCAAACGCAUUUCGCAGCUGGAAGCAGAGGCACAGGAGGUGUCAUCGAAGCUGGCGGCGGCAGAGAGCGCAGUGAAGGAUGUGACAGCACAACUGGAAGAGGAGCGCGCACGUGCGCAGACGUUGGAGGCGCGAGAAAAGGCGUUGGCAUCCGAGCAGGCGAGCGCGGCCGCAGCAGACAGGGAGGCGCUGGCACGUGCGCAAGCAGAGAUUGCGUCACUGAAGGGCGAGCUUGCAUCAGCGCAGGAAGCGGCUGCGGAGGCGAAGAAGCAGGUGCAGACGGGCAAGGAGGUGGUGAUGGCGCUGCGCGAGGCGAUGGACGCCGCCGAGGAAGAGACAGCAGCCGCUGAAGAGGACCUGGCAGCCGCAACGGAGCAGCACGCAGCCGAGGUGGCAGCGCUGACGAAAGCGCGUGACGAGGCAGGGGCGGCAUUGGCGGCAGCCAAGGAACACGUGGUGUCGCUCACCGCGCAGCUUGAAGCGGUACAGCGGGAGGCGUCGGAAGCGAAGGACGAGAGUGCGCGUGUGCGCGCUCAAUUGGAGGCGGUGAAGAAGGAGACGGAGUCCACAGCACAGCAAUCAGCGGAGGAGGCAGCAGCAGCGCGCAACCGGGCACAGGAGCUGGAGAAGGAGCUUGAGGUGCUGAAGAAAACACACGCACGUGCGCUGGAGGAAUCAUCCGCAGCUGCUCGCGCGGCGGAACAGAAGUUGGAGGAGCUGCGACUUGCACACAAGACGGAGAUGCAGCGCAAUCAACAGCUGCAGGACGACCUCAUGCAGGACAAAGAGGAAGAGCUUGAGGACGUGCAGGAGGUGGUCAACGACUUGAUGUUGCAGCUGACACGUGCACAGCAGGAGACUGAGCAGCACAAGAAAGCAGCAGAGGAAGCACGUGCCAGCUUUGCAUGCAAGCAGCAGGAGGCACGGGAGGCGCUGGAGGCCGAGGCCGCGGCGCACGUAGAUACGAAGCAGGAGCUUGCCAGGCGCAACGCUGAGGUGGAGCAGACACAGGCACGCGUGUCAAGCCUGCAGGCAGAACUCAACGAAUUGUCCACCGCAAAGGCAGAGCUGACGCGCAAGCUGGAGGAGGCGCAGGACCGCGUGCAGACACUGGAGAAGCAGGCUGACGAGAGCAAAACGCACGUGCAGGAAGGUGCGGAGUAUGUGAAGACGCUGCUGCAGGACAUUGAGGAAUUGGAGGCCGAUAUCAAGGAGGAGCAGGACACCAACAAGCAGCUCAAGUCCACCAUUGCCAAGCUCGAAGGCGAUGUGCAGGAGCAGCGGGCAGCCGCCAGUGCUGCCUCCUCCCUUCAGAGCCAGGUCGCAGCACUCCAGGCCUCCCUCUCCCAGGUGCAACAAGAGAAGACGCAGCGGGAGCAGGAGCUGGAGGAAGUGACGGCUGUGCGCGAUCAGGUGGAGAAGCGGUCCCAUGCGCUCGUCGAAUCGCAUUCCAGGGAAAUCGAGACUGUCACCGCCCAAUACGAAUCAGACCUCACGCAAGCACGCGAGGAAGUGCAGAAGCUCAAGGACGAGAUUUCGAGCAUGAUGGACAUGGUGUCGGACCUGACGUCCGAGCAGGAGGAGCUGCGCGCACAGCUCAGCGAGCAGGAGCACGACCACGCCAUGGCCCUCGACAUGAAGCAGUGCGACAUUCGGCGCCUGCAGAUUGAUUUGGAGGAGGCCCAAGACGAGGCUGCGUCACUCCGCCGCAGGCUGGACGGACAGACCGACACAAGCGCCGCUGCGUCCGCGGCAUUGGAGCAGAAACAGGCGGAGCUUGAAGAGUUGAGGGAGGAGCUGGAGCAGGCCCGGUCGCGCGAGGCGACGGCCAACCGCGACUACGACGACCUGUUGCAGAGCUUCACGGAGCUCAAGGAGGAGAUGCGCGUGAUGCAAGAGGAGUAUGAGCUUGCGGGCGGCGACCGCUCCCUGCAGGGCCUCGUGGGCGUGGAUGUGUCCACGCUGCAGCAGGAGGAGUACGUGGAGGAAAUGCAGAAGCUGCAGGCGCAACUGACGACUGCAAGCGCGCGCGUGGACCGGCUCUCUGGCGAGAAUGAGCGGCUGUCGCGUCGAUUGGCCGAAGCAAAGGAGGCGCUGUCCACGGCGGAGGAGGAGGCCGCAAGCCUGACGCGCGAGGUCAACGAUCUGCUGCGCAUCAACUCCGAGCUCAAGACGGAGAACCAGGAGCUUGCAGGCAACCAGGGGGCGGACACCACGGUGCAGGGCCUGCUCGGCGACGCCAACCUCUCCGUGGUGCAGAGGGAGCUUGCGGAUGAUGAGAUGAACGAGCUCAAGCAGCAGCUGCGCGCGUCGGAGGAGACGGUGGCACAGCUCAACGCCGCCCUCGAGGAAGCGAAACGCGAGGAGGAACGCACCGCUGCCAGGCAUGAGAACGAAUGCAGAAAGCUUCGCGACGCCCAGGCCAAGGCGAGCGCGGAGGCAGACAGCCUGCUUGAUCUCAUGACGCAACUCACGCGCGAGAAGCGGGAACUGGAGGCCCGCAUUAAGGAUGAUGAAUUCGAUGCGAAAUUAAGCGACGGCAUUGACGCCGCUGGAUCGCUCGCCCGGCAGCAGCUUGAGGAAGAGAACGCCGAGCUCAAGGAGAAGGUUGAGCUCCUCAAGGCGCAGGCAGAGCAAUGCAAAGACGAAGCAGAUGCGAGUGCGCACUCUCUGCAGCUGCUGCAGGAGGACUUUGACCGCACCGUUACAGAGCUCAAGGAAGAAAUCAGUGGGCUGCUCGCCGACAACAAGGAGCUGCGCGACAAACUCGACGACGCAGGCGCCGCUGGUGCCGGCCAUGACGCAAGCGUGCGCGGGCUGCUGAGCGAAUCGGUCGUGACAAACAUCCAGACGGCGCUUGCUGACGAUGCGCACGAGACGCAGGCGGCAGCAGCACGCGCAGCAGAUGAGCGCGCCACCAAGGCCGAGCACGCUCUUGCGGAGGAGAUUCGCGCGCGAAAGCAGCUCGAGCGCGACAUUGCAGACGCACGUGCAGAACAGCAGCGUCUGCAACAGCUACUGCUCACGACGCAACAGCAGUCCGCGUAUGCCAGUGGCGCAGUCAUUUCUGUCGAAGAUGAUGCCGCCACACCAGCACCACAUGUCACACGCAGUACACCAACAUCGCCUGCGUCAGCGCGACGCACGCACGAUACGUCUGGACGCACAGGCGGGCGGGCUGCCCACGGCCACGCUGCCCGUGCACGCCCCGUGUUUUCACUCGACAGCCCGCUGCCACGCUUGCCCAAGUCCCUCGUGACGUCGACUCCAGCACCACACAAGCAGCGGAGGGAGCAGGGCCAUGGCGAUGGCGUGAUGGCCACCACACCCGAGCUCGAGGUGGUGUUGGACAGCAGCAACAACAGCAACAACAGCAACAACAACACCGGUCGUGGUGGUGCCGGUGAUACUGCUGGUGGUGACGAUGGCGCCAAAAUUGUUCGCGAUGAAGAAGAAAGCGAGCAGGACCGCAGCAAGGAAAACCAGACACCCGCAGCGCGUGUGCACGUACAUGACGAUCUUGGCGAUGGCAGUGCGGGCGACCGAAGCACGUUCGGUGAUGUGGGCGUGUCCGCAGUGUCACUUGUCGUGGAUGAUGCGUCGAGGUGUGAACUGCAGCGGCAGGCGGCAUACACAACGGACAGCGCCGGUGAUGGGCGUGGCAGUGUGGGCGGCGCUAGUGUUGAACAGAGCAAACACACACAGCCCACGUCGCCGAAGCAGACCAUGACGGAGAUUGGGCAGUUUUUUGCCAGGCUGAAGCAAACGGAACCAUAG
Molecule: messenger RNA, 7134 nt
Organism: Salpingoeca rosetta
Lineage: Eukaryota; Choanoflagellata; Craspedida; Salpingoecidae
Exons: 22
Coding region: 1-7134 (2377 amino acids)
Source: RefSeq, a predicted model, not a curated record